Molecule: messenger RNA, 604 nt
Organism: Staurois parvus
Lineage: Eukaryota; Metazoa; Chordata; Amphibia; Anura; Ranidae
Source: the annotation of a GenBank genome assembly
CACAAUGGGGGGAUUCCCCCCAGUAGUUCGUGUCUCUGCCCCUCCCACAAUGGGGAGAUUCCCCCCAGUAGUUCUUGUCUCUGCCCCUCCCACAAGGGGGAGAUUCCCCCCAGCAGUUUGUGUAUCUGCCCCUCCCACAAGGGGGAGAUCCCCCCCCCCCAGCAGUUUGUGUCUCUGCCCCUCCCACAAUGGGGAGAUUUCCCCCAGUAGUUUGUGUCUCUGCCCCUCCCACAAUGGGGAGAUUUCCCCCAGUAGUUUGUGUCUCUGCCCCUCCCACAGUGGGGAGAUUCCCCCCAGUAGUUCGUGUCUCUGCCCCUCCCACAAUGGGGGAAUUCCCCCCAGUAGUUCGUUUCUCUGCCCCUCCCACAAUGGGGAGAUUCCCCCCAGUAGUUCUUGUCUCUGCCCCUCCCACAAUGGGGAGAUUCCCCCCAGUAGUUCUUGUCUCUGCCCCUCCCACAAGGGGGAGAUUCCCCCCAGCAGUUUGUGUCUCUGCCCCUCCCACAAUGGGGAGAUUCCCCCCAGUAGUAGGUUUUUAGUGAAUGAGCCCGUCCUACAGCCUCGUAUUUCACGCCCUCCCUCGGUCCUCUCUGACCUCAGCUCCUCC